UAGAAAUUUCAGAGAGAUUGAAGAUGAGAAAGGUUCUGAUUUUCGGCAUCUCUUGUAGAAUAUAGUGCUAGAACUCAUGCCGAGAAGACAUUGGUAUCCAAAGACAAGAAACUGAAAAUGAAAAGAGAUGAAGUAGUUAAAAUUAAGAUCAUCCCUCCACCUGGCUGUGGGAAGAAAAUUUAUGAAAUUGAUCCACUUUUGCUCACUCACCACGACCAUCUUGAUUUCCGUUUCGGACGAUACUUGAGAUUGCGAGAGGAUAUCGACAAGCAUGAAGGUGGCCUAGAUCCAUUUUCUCGCUGCCAUGAAAAUUUUGGCUUUAGACAGAGUGUCACAGGAAUUACUUAUAGAGAAUGGGCACCAAAAGCUAAGCUUGACAUGUGUCUUAAAAAUGAUUGGAUAUUUUCUCAAUCAGCAGCAUUAAUUAGAGACUUCAACAAUUGGAAUCCAAAUGCUGCUGUAAUGACUCCGAAUGAAUUUGGUGUGUCAGAGAUCUUCUUGCCAAACAGUGCAGAUGGUUCACCACUAAUUCCUCAUGGAUCUCGAGUCAAGGAUGCAAAACAUGCAGUUGUCUGA
This is a messenger RNA of Arachis duranensis, 576 nucleotides long. Its product is annotated as 1,4-alpha-glucan-branching enzyme 1, chloroplastic/amyloplastic-like. The transcript is spliced from 6 exons. Bases 118 to 576 code for a protein of 152 amino acids. The record is from RefSeq and is a predicted model, not a curated record. Gene Ontology annotation, cellular component: cytoplasm. Gene Ontology annotation, molecular function: 1,4-alpha-glucan branching enzyme activity. Gene Ontology annotation, biological process: starch metabolic process. Lineage: Eukaryota; Viridiplantae; Streptophyta; Magnoliopsida; Fabales; Fabaceae.